This is a messenger RNA of Hippopotamus amphibius kiboko, 3078 nucleotides long. RefSeq names its product NEDD1 gamma-tubulin ring complex targeting factor (gene NEDD1). Lineage: Eukaryota; Metazoa; Chordata; Mammalia; Artiodactyla; Hippopotamidae. Gene Ontology annotation, cellular component: spindle pole; pericentriolar material; centriole. Gene Ontology annotation, biological process: mitotic cell cycle; microtubule nucleation. Gene Ontology annotation, molecular function: gamma-tubulin binding. The coding region runs from base 121 to 2100 and encodes 659 amino acids. The transcript has 15 exons. The record is from RefSeq and is a predicted model, not a curated record.
GGCGCGGCGGCGAAUUUGGCGCGGACGUGCCCGGGAGCCGCGGGCCGGGGUCGCGCACCUCCGCCUGCGACGGCCUCGGGUCGGGCCUGAGAGGGGGCCCGGGUCCACUGGGGUGCAGUCAUGCAGGAAAAUCUCAGAUUUGCUUCAUCGGGAGAUGAUGUUAAAAUAUGGGAUGCUUCAUCUGUGACAUUGGUCGAUAAAUUCAACCCACACACAUCGCCACAUGGAAUCAGCUCAGUGUGUUGGAGCAGCAAUAAUAACUUUCUAGUGACAGCAUCUUCCAGUGGUGACAAAAUAGUUGUUUCAAGUUGCAAAUGUAAACCUGUUCCACUUUUAGAGCUUGGUGAAGGGCAAAAGCAGACAUGUGUCAGUUUAAAUUCAACAUCUAUGUAUUUGGUAAGCGGAGGCCUAAAUAACACUGUUAAUAUUUGGGAUUUAAAAUCAAAAAGAGUUCAUCGAUCUCUUAAGGAUCAUAAGGAUGAAGUAACUUGUGUAACAUAUAACUGGAAUGACUGCUACAUUGCUUCUGGAUCUCUCAGUGGUGAAAUUAUUUUGCACAGUGUAACCACUAAUUUAUCUAGUACUCCUUUUGGCCAUGGUAGUAACCAGUCUGUUCGGCACUUGAAGUAUUCUCUGUUUAAGAAAUCGCUACUGGGCAGUGUUUCGGAUAAUGGAAUAGUAACUCUCUGGGAUGUGAAUAGUCAGAGCCCAUACCAUAACUUUGACAGUACACAUAAAGCUCCAGCUUCAGGCAUCUGUUUUUCUCCCGUCAAUGAAUUGCUAUUUGUAACUAUAGGCUUGGAUAAAAGAAUCAUUCUCUAUGACACUUCAAGUAAGAAGCUAGUGAAAACUUUAGUGGCUGACGCUCCUCUAACUGCAGUAGAUUUCAUGCCUGAUGGAGCCACUUUGGCUAUUGGAUCUUCCCGUGGGAAAAUAUAUCAAUAUGAUUUAAGGAUGUUGAAAUCACCAGUUAAAACCAUCAGUGCACAUAAGACAUCUGUGCACUGUAUAGCAUUUCAGUACUCCACUGUUCUUUCUAAGUCAGGUUUAAAUAAAGGCUGUUCAAAUAAGCCCACAGCUGUGAACAAACGUACUGUUCAUGUGAGUGCUGCUAGUGGAGGAGUCCAGAAUUCUGGAAUUGUCAGAGAAGCAGCCACCGCUUCCAUUGCCACGGUUCUGCCACAGCCCACGACAGCAGCUGUGGGGAGAGGAACAGUUGCUGUUCAGGACAAAGCAGGUCUGCCUCGAUGCAUAAACACAGAUAUUUUAGCCAAGGAAACAGAGAGUGGGAAAAAUCAGGAUUUCUCCAGCUUUGAUGAUACUGGAAAAAGUAGUUUAGGUGACAUGUUCUCACCCAUCAGAGAUGAUGCUGUAGUUAACAAAGGAGGUGAUGAGUCUGUAGGCAAAGGAGAUGGCCUUGACUUUCUACCACAGUUGAACUCAGUGUUUCCUCCAAGAAAAAAUCCAGUAACUUCAGGCACUUCCGUAUUGCAUUCUAGUCCUCUUAAUGUCUUUAUGGGGUCUCCAGGGAAAGAAGAAAAUGAAAAUCAUGAUCUGACAGCUGAAUCUAAGAAAAUGUAUCUGGGAAAACAGGAACCUAAAGACUCCUUCAAGCAGUUUGCAAAGUUGAUCUCUGGUGCUGAAACUGGAAAUCUAAAUACCUCUCCAUCAUCUAACCAAACAAGAAGUCCUGAGAAAUUUGAGAAGCUAGAAAAAGAAACUGAAGCCCAGUUACUGUAUGAACCUCCAGUCAAUGGAUCCUCAACUCCAAAUCCAAAGAUAGCAUCUUCUGUCACUGCUGGAGUUGCCAGUUCACUAUCAGAAAAAAUAGCUGAUACCAUUGGAAGUAAUCGGCCAAGUGCACCACUGACAUCUGUUCAAAUCCGCUUUAUUCAGAACAUGAUACAGGAAACAUUGGAUGACUUUAGAGAAGCAUGCCAUAGGGACAUUGUGAAUUUGCAAGUGGAGAUGAUUAAACAGUUUCAUAUGCAAUUGAAUGAAAUGCAUUCUUUGUUGGAAAGAUACUCAGUGAAUGAAGGUUUAGUGGCGGAAAUUGAAAGACUACGAGAAGAAAACAAAAGACUACGGGCACACUUUUGAAAUUUCAGUGAAUACUUUAAUGUUUUGUAAUUUGGGAAGCUUCUGGCAACACAGAACUACAUGGAAUCAGUAUUGUUUUCAUGGCCUCUGGGAAAAGUUUUUUUUCAAGUAAAAGGGUGAUGGGAUUUUAUACCAACUGCUAUUUCAUCGUUUCUGUCAAAAAUAUUUAUAUUUUUAUAUUAAAAACUGCACACUGUGUCAUCUGCCUAAGAGGAAAGCCAGCAGAAUCUUUAUUUUCUGAAAGCUUUAGCUAUACACUAAGUGCCCUUUUUCAUAAGAAAAGAAAAUUGUGCAAAAAAAAAUUAGGUUAUGUGUGUUUUUUAAUCACCUUUUUAAACAGAUAAUAUUUUUGGUUGACAGUUGCCUUCCAAAUUUUUUUGGAUGUUUGAUGAUUAAAGAGUUUGAUAUACCUUCUAUUUUUAUGGAGAAAGUAAUUUUAAUUGGUGUUUUAUGUUUCUAAAAAAUUGACUAAUAAGACAAGGUUGGCUAGUAAUUAUUUUGUUAACUUGAAGUCAAGUGUGACUAUUAUUUAUUACUUGUACAUUUGAUAAGGACAUUUUUGGAAUUUUGAAUUGCACAGAUUACAUUAUAUUUAUUGCAUUUACGUUGCUGUAGUAUACUAACAAAUCGCUACUCCUGGUUGGUAUUUUAGCUAACUUCACUUGACCUAUGAAAACUUUUAAGGGUUUUUAAGACUCAACCAGAACUGCAUAUCUGCUGAUUAUCUCAUGAAUUAAUAACAUGAAAUUUAUACUGUAAUGUUUGAAUCACUAUAAUUCAACUUAUAAUCAGUGAAGAUAUCAUAUUAGAUAUUAUAUAUUACAGUAUUAAUGCCAUUUUUUUCUCCCAAAUGAGGUGUGGUUUAUUUUGUUUUGUGGUUUAUUUUGUUUUGUGGUUUAUAUCAUUAACUUUCUAUACUUCUUUGUGUGCUGUGUGUAAUAUUUUUAUAUUAUUGACCUUACUAUUAAAUAAAUAAAA